This is a messenger RNA of Loxodonta africana (African savanna elephant), 6368 nucleotides long. RefSeq names its product baculoviral IAP repeat-containing protein 2. Gene Ontology annotation, cellular component: cytoplasm; nucleus. Gene Ontology annotation, molecular function: cysteine-type endopeptidase inhibitor activity involved in apoptotic process; ubiquitin protein ligase activity. Gene Ontology annotation, biological process: negative regulation of necroptotic process; regulation of cell cycle; negative regulation of apoptotic process. The transcript has 9 exons. NCBI's taxonomy places the organism in Eukaryota, Metazoa, Chordata, Mammalia, Proboscidea, Elephantidae. The record is from RefSeq and is a predicted model, not a curated record. The coding region runs from base 1393 to 3252 and encodes 619 amino acids.
ACCCCACUCGGCUUCAGCCCCUGUCGCGGCGGCCGCUCGGCGGGCGUGAGGAGGCCGCUCGGAGCCGGUCUGCUGCCGCGCUACUUCCGUCUUUGCUGCGCCCGCACUGCGAUUUACAGCCUUGAAGAGUCUACUUUUUUUUUUUUUUCACCUGCAGUAUUAAAUCCCACCAUGGAAACCCAGAAACUUUAUAAAGGGAUAUAGUUUGAAUUCUGUGGAGUUUAAUUUUGUGUAUGAAUUAUAUAUUUAAAAUACCAACUGUUUACAGAAAGAAGGCUAGUAGGAUUACUGAUCCAUUAUGCAUCAGCAGUAAUUCUGUUGGUAAUGUUAGGCAUUUGUGGUAACACUAGAAAAGACAAACUGUAUUUUUUGAUGAAUUACUUCAUCAUUAAUUACAAAAUGGAUGCUAUAAUCAUGUAUGGCCCUUAAAUGAAUGCCAGGGUAUUUAAUUUUUAAAUGCGAUGUAAAAUGUUUCUGCUGUGGAAAUUUUCUGGCUAAGUAGUUAAGUCUAUGGAAAAAUACAUUAGAUUGAUCAAGUGCACAAAGUGGUGUGCAAAGUUAGUAAGGAGGACAACACAGUAAUGAUGCUAUUUGAAAUGGAAACGUAUAGAAAAUAUUUAACAAAGGUGGAAGAGUUAAUAGUUUGUGACCUUUAAGCAAAAUUUAUUUCGUUUGAAAUCAUAUACGCCCUAACAAGCUUAGGUUCAACACAGCUUGUGGAUGUUGACUUCCCCAAAAGUUGUUAUUGAAGCUAACAAUCCGCUUAAGUUAAUACUAUGGUGAGAAGCUAUAUGAAAUUAGUUUUUAGAUAAUGUGGCUAUAUGAAGACUUUAAUUAGUUUACUAGACUAAAACAAUUUUUUUUAUGCCGUAUUAAAGUGCUUAUAGGAAAAGACGCCUGAUGCAUAGAAUUUUGUAAUUUGUCGUUUGUAAUCAGAAGCAAAUUAAGGGCAUAAUUUAAGUAUUCUAUUUUUUUUUUUUUUUUAUGGUUACUUAGCUUACAAUGUUUGGAAUAUAACCUAUCUGAAAAAUCAAGGUUUUUUUUAAACAUACUUUCAGAAGUGUAUCAACUUCUUUCAGACCGUUAGGUUAGUAUUACACUAAAUUAUGAGCAAAUAGCACCUGAGUGACCUAAAAGAUUUAAUAUAGUCCCAAAGAGUACUAAGUGGUAUCUUGGUAACCUAGGAGAAGUAGCCAUCAGGUAACCUAGGCAUGAAGUAGGAUGCCUGAGUGUGUACCCAGGUGUAAAUCCAGUAAAGAAGGCGUAGUGAAUUCUAGAUAGUUAGGAGGUUAUCAUUUGAUUCCUUUUUGUGGUGAAAAUAUAAUUUAGUAUGAAGAGAUGAGAAGUUUCAUGUCAAAGCUUUUAGCCACCAGAAAUUAAAAUCACCUUCUCAUGCACAAAACUACCUUCCAAAGACUUGUCCCAAGUUCCCCUCAACGAAAAUAUAAGAAUAUAAUGGAAGAUAGCAAGAUCUUGUCAGAUUGGACAAACAGCAACAAACAAAAAAUGAAAUACGACUUUUCAUGUGAACUCUACAGAAUGUCUACAUAUUCAACUUUCCCCACCGGUGUCCCCAUUUCAGAAAGGAGUCUUGCUCGGGCUGGUUUUUAUUACACUGGUGUGAAUGACAAGGUCAAAUGCUUCUGUUGCGGUCUGAUGCUGGAUAACUGGAAACAAGGAGACAAUGCUAUUGAAAAGCAUAAACAGCUGUAUCCUAGCUGUAGUUUUAUUCAGAAUCUGGCUUCAGUUACUAGUCUGGGAUCAACCUCUAAGAAUACUUCUCCAGUGAGAAACAGUUUUGCACAUUCAUUAUCUCCCACUUUGGAACAUAGUGGCUCAUUUAGUGGUUCUUACUCCAAUCUUUCACCAAACCCUGUUAAUUCCAGAGCAGUGGAAAACAUCUCCCCAUUGAGGACUAACCCCUACAGUUAUGCAAUGAGUACUGAAGAAGCCAGAUUUCUUACUUACCAGAUGUGGCCAUUAACCUUUUUGUCACCGUCAGAUUUGGCAAGAGCUGGCUUUUAUUACGUAGGACCUGGAGAUAGGGUAGCCUGCUUUGCCUGUGGUGGGAAACUGAGUAACUGGGAACCAAAGGAUGAUGCUAUGUCAGAACACCGGAGACAUUUUCCCAACUGUCCGUUUUUGGAAAAUUCUCCAGAAAUGCUGAGGUUUAGCAUUUCAAAUCUGAGCAUGCAAACACGUGCAGCUCGUCUGAGAACAUUUAUAUAUUGGCCGUCUAGUGUUCCAGUUCAGCCUGAGCAGCUUGCAAGUGCCGGUUUUUAUUAUGUGGGUCGCAACGAUGAUGUCAAAUGCUUUUGUUGUGACGGUGGCUUGAGGUGUUGGGAAUCUGGAGAUGAUCCGUGGUUAGAACAUGCCAAGUGGUUUCCAAGGUGUGAAUUCUUGAUACGCAUGAAAGGGCGGGAGUUUGUUGAUGAGAUUCAAGCUCGGUAUCCUCAUCUUCUUGAACAGCUGUUGUCGACUUCAGACACUCCCGGAGAUGAAAGUGCUGAUCCACCCAUAGUGCAUUUUGGACCUGGGGAAAGCUCUUCAGAAGAUGCAGUCAUGAUGAACACACCUGUGGUUGAAGCAGCCUUGGAGAUGGGCUUUAGUAGAAGGCUGGUGACGCAGACAGUUCAGAGUAAAAUCCUCACCACUGGGGAGAAUUACAAAACAGUGAACGAUAUUGUGUCAGCGCUUCUUAAUGCCGAAGAUGAAAAAAGAGAAGAGGAGAAGGAAAGACAAACUGAAGAACUGGCAUCAGAUGACUUGUCAUUAAUUCGGAAGAAUAGAAUGGCUCUCUUUCAACAGUUGACCUGUGUGCUUCCUAUCCUGGAUAAUCUUUUAACAGCCAAUAUAAUUAAUCAACAGGAACAUGAUAUUAUCAAACAAAAAACACAGAUACCUUUACAAGCAAGAGAAUUGAUUGAUACCAUUUUAGUUAAAGGAAAUGCUGCAGCUAACAUCUUCAAAAACUGUCUAAGAGAAAUUGACUCUACAUUAUAUAACAACUUAUUUGUGGAAAAGAAUAUGAAGUAUAUUCCAACAGAAGAUGUUUCAGGUCUGUCAUUAGAAGAACAAUUGAGGAGGUUGCAAGAAGAGAGAACUUGUAAAGUGUGUAUGGACAAAGAAGUUUCAAUUGUAUUCAUUCCUUGUGGUCAUCUGGUAGUAUGCCAGGAAUGUGCCCCUUCUCUAAGAAAAUGCCCUAUUUGCAGGGGUAUAAUCAAGGGUACUGUUCGUACAUUUCUUUCAUAAAAGAAAAUUAGCCUAUAUAGAAAAACCUUUAAAAUAUUGUGGGACGUUGGAAGCUAUCUGAAGUAAAGAAAGGAACCCUGGUGGUGCAGUGGUUAACAGCGCUUGCUGCUAACCGAAAGAUCAGUGAUUCGACCUUACCAGCCCCCCUGAGGGAGAAAGAUGUGGCAGUCUGCUUCCCUAAAGAUUAAAAAAACCAAAAACCAAACCCAGUGCCGUCGAGUCGAUUCCGACUCAGAGCGACCCUAUAGGGCAGAGCAGAACUGUCCCGUAGAGUUUCUAAGGAGCACCUGGCGGAUCUGAACUGGCGACCCUUGGGUUAGCAGGUGUAGCACUUAACCGCUACACCACCAGGGUUUCCCCCUAAAGAUUACAGCCUUGGAAAUCCUAUGGGGCAGCUCUGCUCUGUCCUACAAGGUCCCUCUGAGUUGGGAUCGACUCCACAGCAGCAGGUUUUGGUUUGGAAAUAGAGAAGGAAUGAUUGGUUUUUUAGAUUAGUAACAUUUGUGUUCUGUUCUGCUUUGGUACAAGUAAUCUUGUUUCCCCAAAAAAGGUAUUCUGUAUCACAUUUAAUCUUAAUCUCUCCUCAUUUGCAAGGGAAGAUUUAUGUUUGAUGAAUUACAUUGGUGCAUAUUUUAUAUUUUUAUUGUAUCUGUGAAAAAAAAAGAACGUGGGAGUAAUUAAAGGAGUAGACAGUGCUGUUACGUAUCAUUUCAGAAGUUACUGGAUUUGGAAUUCUUUCUGAAAGUUUUGAGUAUGUCAUAAGAGUACAGUGUAAAAGAACCGGAAACCAGGAACUCUGGAGCUUAUCGCAGUUGUGGUGCCAAAUUUUUGUUGGUGUUUUUCAUUUGUGUUGUAAAGUACGGAUUUCUUUUUCUUUACUGGUAAAUAAGCUUUUCUCUAAUUUGUGAGAAACAUCUUAAUAAAGUGCUUUAAAAAGACCACAUUAUCAAAUUUUUUCCCCCUUAAUUUAAAAGUAAUUUUCAUAUAUCUUCAUAGGAUUAUAAAGAUUAAAUUAGAUAAUGUGUAUAAACAGAAUACAUGUUACAUUGGAAGCACUCAGAUACUUGCCACUAAAAAAUUAAAUCUUCCAAGAAAAUAUAAAGAAGUGUUUUUAAAAUAAUAAUGUGAUUUAUGAGAUUCUUUUAAACAAUAACAAUCUAGUUGCUUUGUAUAUAAUGGAUAUAGUGUAGAAUAAAAAAUUAAUAUCAAAAAACUCAAUAAAAUUAGGUAAAUUUGUAUUAGGAUUUUCAAAAAAUAAUGCAGUAUUAUUUAUUGGAUGAGGAGGUGGAAUACAGGCAAUGGUAGUAUCUCCUUUUUUGGGCCCAGUCUAUUUGGUCUUUUCCAGUUCUUUUGGCUGUAUGGCAGAUUUGUGAGGCCAGGUCGAUAAGGAGGCCUAGUAUUAAAAACUUUCCAUUUUUCUCCUCACUCCACAACUCCUUUGGAUCCCUUUAAAGAAUACACUGGGAGGGGUGAAAAUUUCUCUACCCACCCCCCAUCUCUUGCCAUUGUUUCCAUCCUGAUAAUGAUGAUAAAUAUAAGUUCAAAUGCAUACACCUAGAUGCAAGACCUCAUGUCAGUGAGAGUGAAUCUUUCCCUAUGGUUAUUGGAGGAAUGUAAAGAGGGGAUUUUAAAAUUUUUUUCAAAAUUUGUUAGGUAGAAAACUUAAACUCUUCUCUGUCUUCCAGCCUGGAACUGUUAUGAUUCCUGAAGGGGUUAACUCCUUCAAGGAGUCAAAUUAAGAAGUCCUUUAGUCAGAGCUAAUGCUACGGCUGCUAACCAAGAGGUCGGCUGCUAACCAAGAGGUCAGCAGUUCAAAUCCAUGAGGCUCCCCUUGGAAACUCUAUGGGGCAGUUCUACUCUGUCCUAUAGGGUCGCUAUGUGUUGGAAUCGACUUGACAGCAACGGGUUAGUCAGAGCUACCCAAGUAUGUCUAAAUCUUAGAACUAAAUCAGCUUUGUUAUCAUGGAAUGCUAUUAAAUCUUUUUAAAAACUUUUUUCUUUUUUUAAUAAGAACCAGUUGCCAUUGAAUUGAUUCUGAGUAGAGUUGUGUCAGACUAAACUGUGCUCCAUAGGGUUUUCAACAGCUGAUUUUCUGGAAGUAGGAUGUAAGGCCUUUCUUCCAGAGUGCCUCUGGGUGAACUCAAACCUCCAACCUUUUAGUUAGCAGCUGGCUGAGCUUUGCACCAGCCGGGGACUGCUUGCUUAAUAAUAGUUACUACAUAUUGAGGAUCCGCUGUGUGCCAGAUACUUUAAACAUUUGAGGUGCUAGAUGCUCUAAGCAUAUUAGCACUAAUCCUUUCAACCCUUCGAGGUAAAAUUUGAACAGGGGUCUACCUGCUUUCGUAGCCUAUGCUUUCGGGCAAACUGUCCUAUUAAGCUGUAUUAAUAUUUUUUAAAAUUGCAUGGACUGCCAUUUGAAAAGUUUAUCACCUGAUUUAGCAGCCCUGGAGCUUGGCUGUUAACCAAAAGGUUGGCAGUUUGAAUCCACCAGCCACUCCUCGGGAACCAUAUGGGGCAGUUCCGCUCUGUCCUGUAGGGUUGCUAUCAGUCAAAAUCUACUUGACGGUAACAGGUUUGGUUUUGGUUUGGUGGCACAAUGGUUAAGUGUGCAGCUGCUAACCGAAAGGUUGGCAGUUUGAGUCCAAGAUCAGAUCCUCAAGAGAAAAGACCUGGCAGUCUGCUCCAGUAAACAUUACAACCUAGAAAACCCAAUGGGGCAGUUCUAUUCUGUCACAUAGGAUCACUGAGUCAGAAUGAGCUUGACAGCAAACAACAUCAUCGUACUUGCUUUAUUCAAGGUACAGGUAAUCCCCAUCUUACAAUGGGGUUCCAUUCUGACGACUCCAUCGUAAGAUGAUUCUGACCUAAGUUGAAUACCUUGUUUUUUUUCCGGUUUUCAUUUUUAUUGCCUUUUAUUAUCAGUAUCUAUAAAUCAUAAUAUUGAAUGUCUGUGUGUGAAUAUCUGAGGAUGGUAUCAGCAGAUUACGUGCUAUACCACUGUAUGUAGUACGUAUUAACGAUCAGAUGUACACAAAAGAUUAAAAAAAAAACAGAUGGUCGUAAGUGCAGUUCAUCGUAAUUCAGAUACUUUAUAUGUUGGAUACCAUCUGUAGUCU